This is a messenger RNA of Corylus avellana, 1289 nucleotides long. NCBI's taxonomy places the organism in Eukaryota, Viridiplantae, Streptophyta, Magnoliopsida, Fagales, Betulaceae. The record is from RefSeq and is a predicted model, not a curated record.
ACUGCCCCGCCCAUCCGCCACCGCACUUUAACUCUCACUUUCCCACCUUUUUUUCCCUCUCAAAAACCCUAACCCUAAAAAAAAAAAAAAAAAAGAGAAAAAAAUCCGAAAAGAGAAAAUGCUUGAACUCCGGCUGGUCCAAGGGUCGCUGCUGAAGAAGGUUCUGGAGGCGAUCAAGGACCUGGUGAACGAUGCGAACUUCGACUGCUCGGCCACGGGGUUCUCGCUCCAGGCCAUGGACUCCAGCCACGUGGCGUUGGUGGCUCUGCUCCUCAGAUCCGAGGGCUUCGAGCACUACCGCUGCGACCGCAACCUUUCCAUGGGCAUGAAUCUCGGCAACAUGUCCAAGAUGCUCAAGUGCGCCGGCAACGACGACAUCAUCACCCUCAAGGCCGACGAUGGCAGCGACACCGUCACCUUCAUGUUCGAGAGCCCCACACAAGACAAGAUAUCUGAUUUUGAGAUGAAACUGAUGGACAUCGAUAGCGAGCACCUUGGAAUUCCAGAGGCAGAGUACCAUGCUAUUGUUAGGAUGCCUUCUUCUGAGUUUGCUAGGAUUUGCAAAGAUCUCAGCAGCAUUGGUGACACUGUUGUCAUCUCUGUGACCAAGGAAGGAGUGAAGUUCUCCACAAGGGGUGAUAUUGGAACCGCAAAUAUUGUUUGCAGGCAGAAUAACACAGUAGACAAGCCAGAAGAAGCAACAAUCAUAGAGAUGACUGAGCCAGUGUCAUUGACAUUUGCGCUGAGGUACAUGAACUCCUUUACGAAGGCGACCCCAUUGUCGAGCAUUGUGACACUUAGCUUGUCUUCAGAUCUGCCUGUCGUGGUUGAAUACAAGAUUGCAGAGAUGGGUUAUAUUAGGUUCUACUUGGCUCCCAAGAUAGAGGAGGAUGAAGAUGAGACAAAGCCUCAAGUUUAGGUGUUAUGCUGGCUCUCAACCCAAUUUCCUGUUCACACAUUGUUCUCUGUUUUAAAAUCCAUGUGGAGAAUGUUUCUUAUGCAUUCUUAUUCUCAGUUUUUUUCUUCUUCGUGGACAACGGAUUGGUAGUUUAGAAAAGUUCUAUAAAUCUUUCAAGUGAUGAAUUUGUUUUUUGUAUCCUGAUUCGGAAUUAGGAUGAACUUUGUCAUAUGAAUGUUCACUCCUUCACCGACAAGGAUUUCCUGUAAUUCGGUUGGUUAAAUUGCACACAAUUGCCUUGGCAGUUUAGGGUGCAGCAGGUGGGUCCUAUGCCAUCCUUUGUAUGAUAGUAUGAGGCUGUCUGAAUUCUCAUUUUAAUAAUUUUUUUUUC